AUGGAUAACAUACCUGAUGACCUGUUCGAAAAUUUCUUUGACGACAAGUGGGAAGCCGAUCUGGAUUCGGACGACGAGCCUGUUGGCGACAUUGACGAAUCCGACCAAGAUACCUCUCAAGCUCGAAAACCUGUUGACCACCGUCCUAUUCAACAUGCUCACACCGAAUCGUACAAGGCCAAUCUUGCGAAGGCCGGCAAACGUCCUCUUGAUGCUGUUCUCGCUAUUUUUAAUGCCUUACAGUCAAAUGGGCUUACUCUUCCUUGGUUUGUGGGCUUGGUGCUCUAUGGAGAUGAGGAAUGCACGGCCGACCCAAAGGUGAGGUACGAGCGAACAGGGUUGUUGGGCAGUGCAGAGUUUAGAGAGGCUUUGCUGCGGUGUGCAAGGCCACCGGGGGGUAAGGCAAAACGUGGUCGCGGGGUUGUGGAGGAUAUAGCGACGGAAAUUGUGGGACAGUUAGUAGCGGAGGACAUCAGGGCUAUAGCAGACCUCAUGACAGCGGGCAAAGAUGCUCUCAGCCGCAAGGAAUUGACCAGUUUGGAUAUGAAGAAGAUAUGCUUGGAGUUAAAGGAGAGAGCCUCAACAUUGUGGACUAUAUUGCUGAAGGCCGGGUGGAGUGAAUCUCAAGCAGAACGGAACACACACAAAACACCCGAGAAUGUACGAGUGGCUUCCAUCUCAGUUAUCAUGAAUGUCAUGUCGAUACUUUCAUACACACGCUCACAUCACCGUAACCGACUCCCUAUGUUUUGGGCUCUCUACCUCAAACAUUGCGGCUUGUCAGCUCGCGCGUUCGACACUCUUCACGCACUAGGCCUCGUCAUGAGUCACAAAUGGACUUGUGACGCACUCGUGCAAAUUGCCACAUCCGAGACCAACGCCAUGGUCAAGUACAGUCGCGAGCGCGCCAUAUUCGGCACCUUUGACAACGAGAACAUACCCCGCAGAGUCUUUUCCCAGCGUAUCAGCAACCAGAACAUGUUCAUCAGCGCGACGGGUGGUACACUAUGGGUUCUGCCGAAGCACGUAGCCCUCGACCCAGAUCUGAACCGGAAAUAUCAGGAAGGUCGUCGGGAAGGCGCGAAGCAGUGCUUCAACUAUCAAAAACUCCUCGAAGGCAACCCCGACAUCCAGCACCGCCAGCGCGCUCAAGAUAUAUGGCAGAUUACAGACUUCUUGAUCAACUCACCAGCUUUUGAGAAUUAUUCCGACCGCAACAACAGCUUAUUUGACCGACCAGCACCCGUUGAUGAACUUCCAUGUGGCCCCGAGCAUAUACCCGAACAGUUCAUGUUCUCGACAGCGGACAUUGAUGAGGCCAGCUAUGAGGGUGUGGAGAAGGUUAUACAUGAGUGGUUUCGUCAAUUGAAGAUGGACUCACUGGAAGAGAUGAAGAAGACAUCGACAGGAAGGUUCUUUCCAUGGGGUGGCGAUGCACUCACAACCUCCCGACUACGGGGCCUAGCACUAUAUAAGGGGCAAGACAUCAACAGCUAUGAGAGGAUGGACUACUUGAUUGGUACGAACGGGUUUCUCCAUAUCAUGUUCGCGGUCGCAAACUCGAUACACGCGCAAUACUUAGGCGAGUCGGGCGGAAUUGGUCUUAGAAGGGCGUUCGACAAGCUCAAGAGGAAAGGGUUACUUACGACGUCAAUCAAGGGCCCAUUCUGGCAUCAUCUCGAUGAGGUUUUAUGGCACGUUGGGGAGGCGAUGAUUUUAGCGUGUUGGAUGGAGGUCGCCGGUGUCGAGAAAUUGGACGAGCUGGCCGAAUGGCCACCGGAGGCGCUUGCAACGCUGGCAGAGGAGAUAUAUGACAACUGUGCAAGCCGCGACACACUCGCUCGGACGCGUGCUAUGGACCCAGAGGAUCAAGACGAAAUCAACUCACAGGCUAUCAUGUUUCUUACAGACUUAUUGCCAUACUUCAAUCUUCGUGAUUCGAUCAAGAGAGGUGAUGUCGGACGUAUCCAGGAUCUUCUUCCGUGGAUGCUACUACAAUUUGAAGGUGGAUCUAAUAGCAACUACACAAAAGAGAUCCUAGAGCUGAUUCAAGGAUUGGAGCGGGAGUGGCAGUCGGACGUAAAAAACUUCAUCGUGAAGCAUUGUUGGCUGGUCAACGUCAACGGAAAACGCGACGGCUAUAAACCGAUAGAUCAAGCUCAAGAGCAAAAUAUCAAGAAGGAAAAAUAUUCUUACCGCAGUCUGGGACCAGGGGCGACAAUGGAGAACCACAGCAAAAAGGCGAAGACAAUCCCCGUGGUUGAUCUGGUGAAGGAUCAUGUUAAGUCACAGUUCAAACUGGUACGUACGCGUGGCGACAAACAUACAACACCAGCGAAGGAGAAAGAUGUGGCAACAUGGAGGGACAUUGCCGUAGCGGAAGGGUGGUUCAGGCCGAAGGGGGGGCGCACGUUCAAAAAUGCGGGGAAUCGUGCGAAGGACUUUGUGACGGAAGGAAUGGCGAGCUUAGCGCAGAGCCGUACGAUUAAGGAGUGGUGGGACAACCGAUCAUUCCCAAGGGAAACAUCGGAGCGGUGGUUGGACGAAGAAAGAAAGCAGAAAGAGGAUGACAAAAAGCGAAAAGCAGAGGACGUGAGCGAGAAAUCUAAGCGGCAGAGAAUGGCGGAGGAAUCAGAUACAGCGAAUGAGUGA
Molecule: messenger RNA, 2652 nt
Organism: Stereum hirsutum FP-91666 SS1
Lineage: Eukaryota; Fungi; Basidiomycota; Agaricomycetes; Russulales; Stereaceae
Exons: 3
Coding region: 1-2652 (883 amino acids)
Source: RefSeq, a predicted model, not a curated record